Molecule: messenger RNA, 618 nt
Organism: Cucurbitaria berberidis CBS 394.84
Lineage: Eukaryota; Fungi; Ascomycota; Dothideomycetes; Pleosporales; Cucurbitariaceae
Product: 60S ribosomal protein-like protein L6
Exons: 3
Coding region: 1-618 (205 amino acids)
Biological process (GO): ribosomal large subunit assembly; cytoplasmic translation
Cellular component (GO): ribosome; cytosolic large ribosomal subunit
Molecular function (GO): RNA binding; structural constituent of ribosome
Source: RefSeq, a predicted model, not a curated record
AUGGCGGCCACUAAAGACGACAGCAAGCCCACUACCCAGAAGUUCUCCAAGGGGGAGAGGUCGAUACCGCACCACUCGCAGAAGGCCAGCAAGUACUACCCUGCUGUGGACGUUGCCGUCCCCAAGAAGGUCCGCAAGACGCAACACCCAGCGAAGCCCCGCCCGUCUCUCCAGCCCGGUACCGUCGUCAUCCUCCUUGCUGGCCGCUUCCGCGGCAAGCGCGUUGUCGUCCUUAAGCACCUUCCCCAGGGUGUCCUCCUCGUCACCGGUCCCUUCAAAGUUAACGGUGUUCCCCUGCGAAGGGUCAAUGCCCGUUAUGUCAUCGCUACCUCCACCAAGGUCGAUCUGAAGGGUGUAGACGAGAAGGUUUUGGAGAAGGCCAGCGAGGAUGGCUACUUCACCAAGGAUAAGGCCUCCCGCAAGCCGGGUGAGGAUUCGUUCUUCAAGCAGGGCGAGAAGCCUGAGAAGAAGGAGACCUCCAAGGACCGUGUCGCUGACCAGAAGGCUGUCGACAAGGCCCUUCUGGCCACCAUUAAGAAGGAAGCCCACCUGAUCGACUACCUCGGCGCCAGCUUCAGCCUUCGCAGCUCAGACAGGCCUCACCAGAUGGUCUUCUAG